UCUCGCACGUGAAGAGAGCUCGUUGGACGGGGCCGUCCGAGGACGGGUCCACCUCCGAGGACGACGCGACGCCUCGCCGAGAAACGGGCCAGGGGAAACGGGUUGCCCGAAAAUCUCGAGCCCGAGACGCCGCGACGCCGCGACUUCUUCUCUUCUCGCCGAUCCGAUUUAUUGUCUUAUGUAAUUUUCUUCGCGAGUGCAUCCACGCGUCGCCGUAUUGCGAACACGCAUGUUGAUAUCGCGCGUGUGUAUGUGUGGCAGCGAGUGAUGCCGUGGCCAUUUUCGCGUGUUUGCCCCUCGCGAGUUUCGUAAUCAUUAUCAGCUCCAUAUUUGAAUUCAACAAUGACCAAAAGACUCCAUGCAACAUGCCACCAGAUAGGCCAGAUGCAUCAGGUAUUGAAACUGACAUAGAAUUGAACUCUACUCAGGGUUAUAAUUUUGGAGAAACAGGUUACACAAUGAAUGACAAGGAGAAAGAAAACGCCAGCGUGCUGGUCGACUCGAAUUCAACAAAUAAAUGUCAGAGCGAAAUUUCUAGAUGUGAAAAAACUGAAAAAAACAUCGAAAAAAAUAAUCAGUCAGAUGAUGAGUUAACAUCUCUCAGUUGGCUGCAUCAACAAAAUUUACUUAAGGGUUUAGAUAUUUCUAACCCAUCCAAAGACAUGAAGCACGAAAAUAUGCUAAAUAAUAAUAUUUGCGACGAUAUGGCGGAUUUUUCUGAAAACACAAAUUCUAUAUCAAGCUUAGAUGAUAGUUUCUGUCCAGAAAGUAAUGGAAAAACCAACGCUGUAACGUUGAACGGAGGCGGACAAAACUAUCAACACUCUACCAAGAAUUGUCAAAAAUCAAUGCAAGUAUAUCAGGAAUCCGCAAAAAGUCACUGCAAUACUUCGCCAAGUAAUCAAACGAAGAUUUCUUUGAGCAACAAUAAUUUGCCAAUGUCUAAUCGCAACAAGCAUCCUACCCAUAUACCAUAUGAUCCUCAUUUACACAGAAAUAGUAAACCGCCGUAUUCAUUUUCCUGCCUUAUAUUUAUGGCCAUCGAAGAUAGUCCUGUAAAAGCGCUACCCGUCAAGGAAGUUUAUGCAUGGAUUCUGGAUCAUUUUCCAUACUUUAGGAACGCUCCUACUGGAUGGAAGAAUUCCGUUAGACAUAAUCUCAGCCUUAAUAAGUGCUUUCGGAAAGUGGAGAAAGCUCCGUUUUCUAUUCUUCAGAAUUUAGGCAAAGGAUCAUUGUGGAUGGUAGAUGCACAGUAUCGCCCGAAUCUGAUACAAGCGUUAUCUCGCGCUCCUUUCCCUCCACCUACGACUCAAAAUUUGUCUUCAUCGGAAAAGCCUCCGAGAAAGUGCGCAAAUACGCGUCUCCCGGAUCCGGUUCUCUUCCCAUAUUUAUCCAAAAGACUGGCGUCUAGCAAUAUCAGCGAUAACGCAGAAACUGAGAUAGAUAGUGAGGUUGAUGCAGCUGCAGCUGCUAUGCUUUCUUUUAAACAUGGACCCAUCAUUUUAAGUCACAAUAAAGAUCGUAAACGAAAAUUACCGGAAUCCGAAAAAUUGGUGCCUGUGAUCACCAGGAGUUCCAGCGAAGAUCAUACUUAUAGUUGUAUUACCUCGAUAAAAUUGGGAAGCAAACAUUCGAGCGAGGAAGAACUGAAUGUAGAUUUUGAUGAACAGAGAAAAAUUGCGGAAGGUGCGGAUGCGCUUCUGAAUUUGGCCGGUGUUAAUACAGCACUAAAUCACAAUAGAACACAGCAUCACACGGUAACACAAGACAUUAAUCCGGCGCCAAAACUAGAAGGUAAUUCAAAACCAAAAAGACGCUCUGCUACGAGUGAUUAUUCAAGUACUUCUGAGAAAAGGCGUAAAAGAUGGCGAGAAUGGGGAGAGGGAAAUCGAUGUGUAAAGCAGAUUAGGGGUUAACAUCAACAAAUUUUGUUACAUUUAAAAUAUAUCGCAUCGAGAGCUUUCCAUUUCCAUUUGCACGCGCGACAAAUGGAAACGUUUGAAAAUUCUAGUAACAAGUCUAGUAACAAAAGGAGCACUUUCGUUUCAUAGUAUUGUCUGUAAAUUCUUCAUAUUUCUAAAUUACGUGGCAACAAUUUUUAUGGAAAUAUCUUUGUGUGAUCGAGUCGAUUUCUCAUCGCGUAAAUAUACAGAAUUGCGCAUGUAAAUUCUUCCAUAAUUUCUAGUUUUUGCUAGAAAGAAGAGGGUUGUUGAAUGCAUUUUGAAAUGAUCGGUGUGGUUGCUCAGGGUUUACAACAUGCUAUAUGCCAAAAUACAUUCGGUAGCACUAAACAACAAGCAAUAAUAGAGAUGUAGCGUUAAAGAGAUACUUUUUAAACACACUGUUGAAACAUGAUACGAUUGAAUAGCUUGUCAAGUAUCAAAGAAAGAAAUUAUUAUUACAUACUGAAGAGAAUAACAGUAAUCACAUUUUAAAACUGUUGCGAGACGAUUAUACAUAUUAAGUCAUAGAGAGUUUAAUUAAUGAUAAAGUCCUAUAUCGAUUUUUCUUUUUUGUAGAUAUGUAUAGAAGCGUAAUUAGCACAUCUACUGUCGAGAAUAACAAGACUAAUCUUUUUUCAAGUCGCGACGUGGUAAAAUACGAAAAUAGUAAAUCAUCUUAUAUCCGAUGUAUUACCAUAUUUCAUUCAAAAUAAGAAAAAUUAGUCUGGUUAUUUCUGCGACAAAUCGUAUAUUCGAGAGAGAUAGAAAAUUGAUAAUAUAUAUGAAAACACACAUAUACACAUUUUUAUGUAUAUGUGUAUAUAUACAUAUAUAUAUAUAUAUAAAGUGUAUGUAUAUGUGCAUGUAUAUGCAGAUGUGUACACAUAGCACACAUUAAACCGAUACAAACUUAUUCACUAUAUACAAUCGAACUUUUUUAUUCUCAACUUAUCAGACUCAAACAUCCUCUUUAUUCGCGAUUUUUCCCUCGUUUUCCAUUCGUUGAUUGCAUACGCGUAGAAUAAAAAUGUACAAUCGCGUUCAAAUAUGUGUCCAUAAUUUCACUAGUCACUUUUGUUUUACGCGUUUAUUAUUAAACGUGAAGAAAUAACCGGAAGACAUCGCGAAUAUAGGAUAUAGUUUAUGAAAGUUUAGCUGAUUGAGAAUAAAGGAAUUCUGUAUAUACGUAUAUGCAAGAUACUCCUCAAUUUACUCGUAGAAAUAACGUAAAAGUACGUGCAAAAAUGAGCGACGGAAAUGUUCAUGUCUUUUUUUUAUUCCCAAUACUUUGCUAGACAAAAGACACAAAUGUAUACGCCAUUUACAUAAAUGCAAAAUUAUUUAUCUAGAUCUAGGAUCUAGCAAAACCUUUCCAAAAUGUUUACCUUCGAUAAUUUUAAUUAAUCUUUACACGUUUUUUGCUGACGAUUAUACUUCAACUUUAAACAUUAUAGAGAAAAAUAUACAUGUAAUUAAUCUUCUUUAUGAAUUUUCUAUUCUUCGGCUUCUACAUUAAAAUUAUCGGGAUUCUGUUAUAAUUAGUAGAUUCGUAGAUCUCUUACCACAAAAUUUAUACUCCUGUGGAUAAAAAAUUAUCGUUUAUGAAAAGCAUGCACAUUUUUGUGGUUCAGUUUUUCCGUCACGAUGUUCUUUCACGAGAAAUUGGGAGAACCCGGUAUAUAAACAAAUCAUGUGCACCGUUGCACAUGUAUAACAUAUGUGCCACACGCAGACGCAUUAUCAAAAAAUAAAAAAAAUAGAAAAAAAUAAAAGAAAAAAGUCAGAAAAAUUAUUCAAUACACGUUCAACGUGAUUUUGAAACGAGAAGGAAACUUUAUCAUUUCAUAUCUUUUUCUAUACUCUCUUUGUGGCUUUCAAGAUGAUUUUUUGAACAUUGUUGUACAUAUGUAGACCUUCUAAUGUAUCCACAGACCAGUUUUGGUAUUCAGUUAGAGAUUGAAUAUA
Camponotus floridanus (Florida carpenter ant) is the source of this 3908-nucleotide messenger RNA. RefSeq names its product forkhead box protein N3-like. Gene Ontology annotation, biological process: regulation of DNA-templated transcription. Gene Ontology annotation, cellular component: nucleus. NCBI's taxonomy places the organism in Eukaryota, Metazoa, Arthropoda, Insecta, Hymenoptera, Formicidae. The record is from RefSeq and is a predicted model, not a curated record. The transcript has 6 exons. Gene Ontology annotation, molecular function: cis-regulatory region sequence-specific DNA binding; DNA-binding transcription factor activity. The coding region runs from base 366 to 1916 and encodes 516 amino acids.